Molecule: messenger RNA, 1230 nt
Organism: Miscanthus lutarioriparius
Lineage: Eukaryota; Viridiplantae; Streptophyta; Magnoliopsida; Poales; Poaceae
Source: the annotation of a GenBank genome assembly
AUGAGAGCGAGGGGAGGCGAAGAGAACGGCACCACCGCCCCACCGGAGAGCGAAGAGGGGAAAGAAAAUGGAGGAGACGGCACGGGCCGGCGAUGGGCGCUGCACUUUUCUGCUAAGACCCUCGGCUUUUCUAUAUUUCAUAAAAUCGGGAGCGCGGCUGGUGUUGCUGUUACUUCUGGACUGGGCCCGCAAAGGUCCAGCCCCAGCCCGGAAGGGAUCCACGACCACGAACCGCGACUAGAUCCACGCGGCACGAAUCGCAAAGCGAACAAUCCACAAUUCCCAGGACCCUCGCGCCGGCAUCCGCCGAAGCUGCUCGACCUCGACCUCGACUCAAGCCCUCCUCGCUCCUCGCUCCUCGCUCCUCGCCGCCGUAGAGUCGUCGCAGGAACGAUGACCCGGCGGAACGGCUGUACGAUCUACGUGGGCAAUCUCCCCGGCGACAUCCGCGAGAGGGAAGUAGAUGAUCUCUUCUACAAGUAUGGACGUAUAGUGGAAAUUGACUUGAAAAUUCCACCAAGGCCUCCUGGUUUUGCUUUUGUUGAGUUUGAGGACCCACAUGAUGCUGAAGAUGCAAUAUAUGGCCGUGAUGGAUACAACUUUGAUGGCCAUAGGUUGCGGGUGGAAUUAGCUCAUGGUGGACGAGGUCCGUCUUCAUUUGAUCGAUCUAGCAGCUAUAGCAGUGCUGGACAACGCGGUGCCUCUAAACGUUCUGAUUACCGUGUUAUGGUUACUGGAUUACCUUCUUCAGCAUCAUGGCAAGAUCUCAAGGAUCAUAUGCGGCGAGCUGGUGAUGUCUGUUUCACUGAUGUGUAUCGUGAGGCUGGAGCAACUAUUGGAAUAGCUGAUUAUACUAACUAUGAAGAUAUGAAACACGCGAUAAGGAAGCUAGAUGAUUCUGAGUUCCGUAAUGCUUUUUCAAGGACAUAUAUCCGGGUGAGGGAGUAUGAUGCUAGGCGCAGCCGUUCUCGCUCCAGAGGCAGAAGCUGUAGCCGCUCUAAGUCGAGAAGCAGAAGCCGUAGCCGCUCAUACUCAAGAAGCAGAAGCCACAGUUAUAGCAAGAGUAGGAGCCCAAGAUCUAGAUCUGCUUCUCAGUCAAAAUCACCUGUUAAAGCAAGAUCACCAUCCAGAUCCCCUCCUGUUUCUCCCCCGCGUGACAAGUCUGCAAGCAGGAGUCCUGCCAGGAGCAAAAGUCUGCCCCGAUCUUGUUCUCCGGCAAAACCUGAAUGA